Daucus carota subsp. sativus is the source of this 1403-nucleotide messenger RNA. RefSeq lists its product as uncharacterized. Gene Ontology annotation, cellular component: Golgi membrane. Bases 150 to 908 code for a protein of 252 amino acids. The transcript is spliced from 10 exons. The record is from RefSeq and is a predicted model, not a curated record. NCBI's taxonomy places the organism in Eukaryota, Viridiplantae, Streptophyta, Magnoliopsida, Apiales, Apiaceae.
GAGUGUUUAGAUCACAGUGGUGAUAGAUUGAGUUAUUGAAUUAACGGGGAGAUCUGUUCAUUCAUCGAUCUCUUCCAUUUUGCAUCCUGCACAGAUAGUAAUAAUUAUAACCCAUAUACUGAUUAUAUAUAUAUCAUCAUCAUCUGAAGAUGCUGCCAACAGUGUCCAAGGGCCGCACGCCCUCACAAAACUAUCGCGCCAAUCCCGUUUUCCCCCAAUAUCUUCGCAGAAUUAUCAAGUGGCAACAAAUGGACAUUGAAUAUACCUUUUGGCAAAUGUUUCAUUUAUGUACCUCGCCAAAAGUUGUCUAUCAGCACACCAAGUACCACAAACAAACUAAGAACCAGUGGGCACGUGAUGAUCCUGCUUUUGUCGUGAUCUGCAGUCUACUUCUGGCUGUUUCAACCAUGGCUUAUUGUGCAGCGUACGAUCACAGUGCAGGCCAUGCUGUUUUUGUUGUCAUUUCAGUAUUGCUUUUCCAUUUUUUAGUUACUGGAGCACUUUUGGCUACGUGUGGUUGGUUCCUGACCAACACCUACCUUCGAGAGGAAGCGCCGAACAGUCAUGUUGUGGAGCAGCGUGUUGAAUGGCUGUAUGCUUUUGACGUUCACUGCAAUUCUUUCUUCCCAAUGUUUGUUGUACUUUAUGUGAUACAUUAUUUUUUAUCACCCCUCUUGGUUGCGCAUGGAUUCAUUCCAGUCCUGUUGUCAAAUCUGCUUUUGAUGGUGGCAGCUUCCUAUUAUCACUACCUCAACUUCUUAGGAUAUGAUGUACUUCCAUUUUUGGAGAAGACGACUUUCUUCUUGUACCCAAUCGGUUUUGUAAUCAUCCUUUCACCUAUUUUGAUUUUGAGCGGCUUCAAUCCAUCAAGAUAUUUCAUGAACAUUUACUUCAGUAGAUGGUUGUGAUAUCCAAUAGAUAACUCACACACAGCAUAUCCUCAAUUCCACAUUGUCAAGAAGAUUUUCUGUGAUGGGGGGAGGUGGAUAAGUUCAGACUCCGCAUGAACUUUAGAAGACAAUCUAUGAACGAAAAGCGGGGACUAAAAUGCAGAAAGGCUUCUAAUACUUUUGUAUGUAGUAAUGUAGGUGAGAUGCUAGAUUAAAUUGGCAGGGAAAGAGAAUUUGUGUUGCCUUUGGCUGAGAAACUUAAUUGGGAAACCCUGUCUAAAUAUGUAAUGCUUUUGUUGCUUGCCCAUUACAUUCUUAGCCAAUUCUGAGAUUUUUAAAGGCUAGCAAGGGGACUGAUUUGGCGGUGACAUCUUUUGCUUGGUAAAAACUGAUAUGUCCCGGGGAGUUCAGUUAAUAUAUAUUCAGAAGACUCGGAACUAUUUACAAAUACUAGAAAAGUCUUGUUUGUAUUCAUUAAGAAAAUAUUAUUAAACUAGUAAUUGUUUUAGUUAA